UCUUCACUCACAAGCAAGUGACUACCACGUUUAUCCGCGAUGCGCAUAAUUUCAUGAAUAAACUAUUGAAAUGUGUCGAGUGUGCCAGAGUCUAUUACUCGGCAGUGAUUAGAAAGUCCUUCCCUUUGCAAACCACGAGUGACCGAACAUGUCAGAAUUAUCGGAGAAGCGACAAGACGAGUUACUGAGUGCCCUAGAUAAACUGGGUGACGGAUCAAAAUUCCUGUGGCUAGUUUUCACCCUAACACUCACCCCAACGGUAUUUAACGGACUUCAGUCCAUGUCCUACGUCUUCACCACCGAGAUUCCACCGUACUGGUGUACAGUUCCGGAACUGGUUUCCGCUAAUUGGACGAGCGAGGAAAUAAGAAGGAUAUCCUCAGCUGGUGAAUGCAUAAUGUAUAACUACGAUUACAAGUAUUUAGCUAGACUGGGAUACGAGGAGGCUGUCAAGUACGUCGAAGACCUCUCGGAGAGGCCAGGUAGCUCAUCCUGUUCAUCCUUUAUCUUUGGAGACGUUGGAAGAUCGACAGUUGUUCAAGAAUGGGAUUUGGUGUGCACCAGAGCUGCAGAUCGUGCCAACACAUUCAUGGCAUUUUCACUCGGCAAACUAAUGGGAUCUGGUAUCUUCGGGGUUUACGCGGAUAAAAGUGGGCGCAGACGGACUUUUAUCAUCGGAAUUAUCCUCCAGAUACUCUCUGGACCAGCGAGUGCACUGGUCCCAUGGUUCUGGGGGUACAUGGGCCUCAGGUGGAUCACUGGGCUCAGCUCAGCUGCUGUUGGAUACUCAUCUCUGACUAUUUUGACCGAAGUGUCUGGGAGUCGACACAGGCAGUGGCUCGGGAUUGCCUUCAAUGCUGGGUACCCAAUUGGUACUGCUAUUCUAGCAGGACUCGCCUAUCAAUUUCGCGACUGGAGAAAUUUGCAAAUGGCUAUCUCACUUGGAUCCUUACUACUCAUAAUUCACGCCUGUUUGAUGCCGGAAUCCCCUAGAUGGUUGAUCACCCAAAAUCGUCGAGAGGAGGCACGGAAAAUCAUCGAGAAAUAUUAUGGACCCGUUCCUACGACCCCUGUACCGAUGUCCAUGUCCUCGGACCAGCGAAAUAACAAACAAAACGGUAUCCACGAGGAGAAAAAAGAAAAUUUCAUUCAGAGGAACAUGAAGAGCCUGAGAAUUCUCUUCUCAAAUUCGGAAUUGAGAAAGAGACUCAUCAUCAUGUACCUCUCUUGGCUUACAUCGUCAUUGUCGUAUUACGCGAUAGCGCUGAACGCCGAUAAUUUCACUGACAACCAUUAUCUGUAUGUCCUGAUAAUGGGCUUCACAGAGAUUCCCGCGUACAUAAUUCCAUCGAUCAUCCUCAUGUUCCUGGGACGACGAGCAGCUGGAUCCCUCCUGUACAUUCUCGGAGCAGUCUGCCUCCUGUGCAUCCUGGCAAUUCCCCAGGAUUUGACUGGAGCGAUAAUGGGAGUGGCACUCACCGGGAGGUUCACCCUCUCAGCAGUUUACGGUAUUGUCAUCCUCUACACCUCGGAGUUGUUCCCAACGGUCGCCAGGAACUCCGCAGUUGGCACCAGCUGUGUCAUGGCACACGUUGGAACAAUAAUUGCACCUUAUGUAUCUGAUCUGCUGGGGUCGGUGGCCUGGUGGGCCCCUAGCACCAUCUGCGGAAGUUUAGCACUUGUCUCUGGGAUUCUUUGUCUUGGUUUACCUGAGACCAGAGGAAGAGGUCUUGCUGAUACCGUUGAAGAGGAGACUGGAGAGGGCAGGGAGAACACUUCCUUCAAAAAGUGUUUCCCAUUUUAUUCUGGAAAUAAAGAAUUUCAGCCCUCGAGUAAUAAUUAACAAAAUGUGAAUGUAAAGAAAACAAUAAAUAAAUACAUAGAUAUUUUAUUCA
Molecule: messenger RNA, 1895 nt
Organism: Fopius arisanus
Lineage: Eukaryota; Metazoa; Arthropoda; Insecta; Hymenoptera; Braconidae
Product: organic cation transporter protein
Exons: 6
Coding region: 149-1843 (564 amino acids)
Biological process (GO): transmembrane transport
Cellular component (GO): membrane
Molecular function (GO): transmembrane transporter activity
Source: RefSeq, a predicted model, not a curated record